GAGCAGGAAGUUCCCAGAGACGACUUUUCUGAUUUGAUUGUGGAUGAGCUACAAGUGGAUAGAACGCCUGAACAACUCAUCCCAAGAAAGACUAGAGCAACCACAUCCAACACUAGACCGAGCAUAGAGGAGGAAGCAUUUAAAACAUCUACACCAAUUUCUGCUGUACCAUCACGACUACGUUCUAUGAGAUUGAACGACAGGACACUCGACAUGAAGAAACCUUUCAAACCGAACUUCCGAGGUUUAACCCAAGCCGUUGAGAACAUACCCUCUCCAGGAUCGACUAGUGGAGACACGAGCAAUGAUUCUUUGACUACUACAAUGGUUGGUCGAAUUUUGAAGGAAGGAGUUAUCAAGACAGCUACCGGUAAACCUCAACGAAACGCCCGUGCUGGUGCCAACUCUCUGAAUACUUCUGCAUCCGCUCAUGAUUUGGGGGCACACUCACCUUCAAAGAAAAGGAGUACCCGAAAGUGUGUAACAAGACAGGGUUCCGCAGCAAAGACAGUGUGUAGUACCAUUGAAAGACCAGAGUUGGACGAAAUGAUGGCAUUACGGGCUCAGAUGACGGAAAAGCUGCAGCAACGGAAUCGAGAAUUUGCUAUCCAACUCGCUGAACGCACUGCAACUGCAAAGGAUUUACCGUCGGAACAGCCAUCUCAAGUAGGCUCGCUUCGUGGUCGCAAACGUGGCCAACCAUCUACAGAUGAUGCUGAACGGCCCUCUAAACGAUCUUCCCAAACUUCAACUGGGAACUCAUCAGAACAAGAGACUCUUCGGCCUUUGAUAGAAUGGCAACCAGCAGUGCCGAGCAAGUUGACUUCCAAUUCUAUUCUUAACUUCGAAGAGCCCUUAAAUGUGACGCGUCCCCCGGUAUCACAAGGAACGAACUUCAGUGAUGAUUUUGGACAAGAGCCGUUAGCGAGAGGAACGAGCGAAGUACAGAAUAGAACAACCGAAAAGCAGCCGGGACCGGCUUCAGACGACUUCGACAGAACUUCGAGUAGAACGGAUAUUCGGCGAACAGCCUCUGGACCAUCUGUGUCUGUCGCACGAGCUCCACCACAAUCUGCAGCCCAGUCCUUUUCGCCGAAUCCACCAAGAACAGUGCAUGAAAUAUCUACGGCUUGCCUAGCAGAAGCUGGAGGGCGUAAUACACCUCAGCUGCCCCAGGGCUCUACUUCUUCCCGAGGCCCAGGUCACUCAAAUAUGCAUGCAACAUCGUCAAGCUUACGUAGGGCUGCCGGUGGUGAUGCUCUAACGGGGGAUGUGGGUGAAGUAGAAACCAGAAAAUCACUCCCAAAUGCUGCUAUUCACGCAAACGAGGAUCGAGCAGGAUCUGGCAAAGCCAAUGGCGACUCUUCAAAGCCAUCAUCGGCACGUAUUUCCGUCAAACAAGAAAGGACCUCUAUUGUGUUCAGCAACACCGUUCGACGAUUCAUAUUCACAUCAGUACUUCCACACGAGGCGGAUUUUGAACUCGGCGAGCCAUCUCGUCUUGCACUUACAAAUUGGUCGGAAAGGGAACAGAAAUUGGCUCAGGCAUGUCGACGGUGGCGACUGAAGUUGGAGAGCAGCAGCAGUUCUUCGACGCGUCGUGGCGCGUUCGAUGGAUGGCGAUGCGUUCUGUAUUGUUCGGAUGACAAAGCAGCCGGUUUAUGUCCAAUGCUAAAAGCGGGUGGAGCCGAAGUUGCCAUUAGGCAUAGGGGUGAAGUAUCCCUAAAUGUCAGAGGAGCAAAUGGCUUGCACCAGUCCGUGUUGCUUUUUCCCAUUUUCUGA
Haemonchus placei is the source of this 1782-nucleotide messenger RNA. The record is from the annotation of a GenBank genome assembly. NCBI's taxonomy places the organism in Eukaryota, Metazoa, Nematoda, Chromadorea, Rhabditida, Trichostrongylidae.